AAGCAUAUCCUGUAAAAUGUUACAUUUGUGGAUGAUCUCCCUUCCCAGAGUCACCGUCCUAGAUGGAUACUGCCAUAGAUCUGAUAAAUAAUAACUCCACAGCUUUCUUAGGCGCGUCAAUUGGUGCGUGCAAGAUUCAGACUUCUGUUAUCUUUCUCAGCUGCAAAUAAAUAAAUAUGUUUAUUUAUUACCCUUGCAUCACCUUAUUUCCUUUUCUUUACUCCAACUCCUCUCUCUCUCUCUCUCUCUCUCUGUGACCAAUUUCUCACUUGUUUCUUGUUGUUUACUGCUGCACAAGAGAACCAAUUUCUGACUUUUUAUUCACCAACCCAUCUCUCUGUUUCUCAAUCUUCGCUGUUUGAAGUCGUAUAUAUUGAUUAUGCACAAUUUUGGGGAUGAAUUCACAAUAGAAAGCUACAGAAUCCCAUGGCUUGUAUGGAUCCAGGUGAUGGUGAUGAUCCUCCUCCUCAUUCUUCUCUUCUGCUUCAGCAUCUUAGUCUUAGAUCUCGAUGACCACAGCAACACCACCACCACCAGCAACAACAAGCCUUCAUCUUCUUCCACUAGCCGCUUAGUUGGUGAUGAUCUUCCCAAGCACAACACCUCAACCACAGCUUUUACACACCGCUUGCAAAAUACCCAGGUAGAAGAAAGCAUAAAAGGGGAGAUAGUAGCAAGCACAACAAGUAGAAUAAUGAGAGGAGAGGACUUGUUAGAAAUGGAGGCCCCUACAGCAUUCCAUCUAUAUUUCCACCCUUGCUAUUAUUUUAGGCUGGCCAGACUUGCAUUUCUUAAAUGUCUGGGCUUGGACUUUGCCUCUGAGAGUUCUUCAACCCCACAAAGAGGAAAAAGAAGAGAAAGUUGACGUGAAUUCUCCCCCCAAGGGUUGCCUAGUUUAGGUUGUAACUUGUAAGGGGUGAAGCAAAGAUCACCAACAAGUACACUUGUAGCAGAAACCAAUUAUGGACUCGUGGGGUGUGAGAAAAUAUUGUAUGGUACUGGAAUACGGCAAGGUAAUAUAAGGUGUAGGAGCUCAUCUCCAAGCCCGGUACUGUUCUGCAGCACCAAUUUAUUCACCACAUUGUAAAAAUACCACAUUGAUUGAGAACGGUAUUUGAGUGAUUGUAGGAGAUUGUAGGAGAGGACCAUUGAACAAAGGACU
Prunus dulcis (almond) is the source of this 1162-nucleotide messenger RNA. RefSeq lists its product as uncharacterized. The transcript has 2 exons. The record is from RefSeq and is a predicted model, not a curated record. The coding region runs from base 380 to 865 and encodes 161 amino acids. NCBI's taxonomy places the organism in Eukaryota, Viridiplantae, Streptophyta, Magnoliopsida, Rosales, Rosaceae.